AUGUGUUGCAUUUGUACUUUUUACCUUGUUAGCCAAAGAAGCGUGCAGUUGAAGCCCAAAGCAUGCAACACAACACAACACAACACAGAUGAUGCGAUCUCAUUACCAGCCCUGCAAACCUUAGGAGGUAAGUGUUUGGUGGAAAGGGAUGUUUGUGUCGCCAAGGCCAGAAACUUUCUCAGGGCCACUGAAGUAACUUCGAGAAAUUCGGUGCUUGUGUCGUGUGAUGCAUAUUACACACGUCUCUUUGCCAAUUUGGAUAAAUUGUUGGCUCCGGAUAGACCUUGCCACAGCAACUUAUGGUUAGCAAUCUUGGCUCUUCACAAAGCCCUUGCUGAUCAACCUCGAUUUCCUUCAGUGGUUGCCGCGUUCAGCCACGCUGUCCACAAUGGUGGAGAUGUUAUAGAAGCUGUAAAGAUCACCAGGGAAAUCACAAAACCUCAUAAUAGAAGUUUCUUCGAGCUACUGGAGCCAGAGAAACUGGACUCCCAAACCUUAAUGGAUGAGAUCAUGGAUCUUGAAGCGUCUACUAAAGAGGCAUUGUGA
Arabis nemorensis is the source of this 546-nucleotide messenger RNA. NCBI's taxonomy places the organism in Eukaryota, Viridiplantae, Streptophyta, Magnoliopsida, Brassicales, Brassicaceae. The record is from the annotation of a GenBank genome assembly.